Opisthorchis viverrini is the source of this 2721-nucleotide messenger RNA. RefSeq lists its product as hypothetical. The record is from RefSeq and is a predicted model, not a curated record. The transcript is spliced from 13 exons. Lineage: Eukaryota; Metazoa; Platyhelminthes; Trematoda; Opisthorchiida; Opisthorchiidae. The annotation marks the transcript as partial.
AUGGAUGCAACCACACAGGUUCAUCCGGCUGGCUCUUCCAACACUCCCGUCACCCUGGAGUUCCCCUCCUCGGCCGUCUAUGGGGACCUUCUUUCGAAUCUACAAGACCUCGUACUCCCUGCUAACCCACCAUCUUCCGUCCAUUCGACCGCUACUCGCACGAAUUCACCUGCAUUGUCCGCAUUGCAACACCAUUUGACGUCGAUUCGGGUGACAGAUCAAUGUUUUCAACUUAUCACGACGAACUGGCCGCGACAAACUCUGCCACGCUGUACCACUUUGAACCUUGAAGAUGCUCAUGAUUUGAACGCUUGCCUCACCCAAUCCCUUGUCAGUCUUGGGCUGUCGGAUGGGAGCGGCGUGAGUGUGCGUCACGCUAACUGUCCAUUCGAGGAGGCCGUUGUCGCCGAACAAACUCACACGGUGUCCCAUCCAUCUACUGAAAAUCCGGCUGCCGACCUCCUACCUAAUGAUCCCAGUCGAGACGCUGACUCGGAGCCUGAUACACCUCCACCGGGCAACGAAUUCUCUUUGGCAUUCCCACCUGGUGGACAACAACUGGUCCCACAGCCUCCUGGAGGGUAUAUGCCACGCAGCGGACGAACACUGAUGGAAAAUCUUCGUCACCGGGCUGCAGUACUCGAUGCGGAAUUUCAUCAGCGUGCCAUGUCCAAUCCAUGUGGGGAAGAGGACGUGUCAGUCUCAGAAUCUCAUUGGGGCUCUCCGCAGCGGUUAGAAGACCUAACCUUUCGUCGUCUACUUGAACUCCUUGUGUACUACUUACAACGGCUUACUCGUGGGAGCCAGGGAUUGGAUGAUCCCGGUUCGGAUCAACAUAAAAUUGACGAAGGAAGUUUGCUCUACUAUGCAAUCAACUCAAUGAGUGGACCAUGGCCGGAACGGUUGGGUCAGAAACUGGUUGGCGAGCUGCGUGAACAAUCCCUCUUCAAUAUCAGAACGGCCUCCCUUCUCAGGAAUUGUGUUACAAGCCUCAACUUGAACUACUACCCUCUUGUGACUACCGAGUUGAUCACCUGUCUCGUGUCGAAAUGGCCACAUCUGACGGAAUUGCAAUUGAACGGUCUACAGACGGGCCAGAUUCAACCGGAAAUUGUGGACCAACUUGGAGCGCUACGGAACCUCCGCCUCCUCAGUUUGAACGGAUUGAGCAGCGUUUGUGACCGAAACCUGGGGACUCUUAUCAAUCUGCCGGAACUACGCAUACUUCGCGUUGCCGGGACAAAUGUAACGGACGCCGGCUGGAUCCAUAUGGCGGCGUCUCCUGUUACUAGUAGUCGACCGCUCGCUGAACUGGAUGCCUCCGGAUUGCGCAACAAUUUAACCAGUCGAGGUUUGGAAGCCAUCGUACAGCUGUUUCCCAACUUGCAUCGUCUUACGAUAGCGGCUAGCGAGAUCACCACCGAUCUACCGGAUGCGCCGACGUGGUCUGCAGAUCCUUUGACCCUUCUCACCAACUUGGACGUGUCUGAAUGUACACGGCUAGUUGCCCUGCCGAUGGUAUUAUUGCCCCCACCGGCACCAAGCAGAACAAAGGGAUUGCGGAUUUUGAAAUUACAUCAAUGCUUGUCACUGGAUUUGUCACGCGUACUUGAUCAACUCAGAGGCAAGUCAAAACCUACCUACCAUGGGUCCUUUCUAUCCUCAGUUGGUCAUCCUUUGCAACAUUUGGAUGGACUGGAAAGUAUCCCCUCCCUGAAUGCUUCUUUGCUGGAACGCUAUUGUGGUUCCGGCUUUCCGUUAACCGAACUUCAUCUGAGACGAAUAAACUUCUCCUGGAUGGUUCAAUCUACGACUCUACUGGCGCGUCUUCUCGCGAAUACACCCACGCACACCUUGUUGUACCUUAGCUUCCCGCUGCGCAAAACGAAUCCAUCCCCUGACAGUGGCGAGUGCUCCACGACUUCGAUACUUUCCCAACUGGGCCGCUUCCAUCGUCUCCAGACGCUUGAUUUAGGCGGUCAAAUAAGCGAGGAAUCUGAAGUGAGAAUGCUCGAACAGAUAGUUCCUCAACUGCCUGACCUCCACUACUUGGCUGUAUCCAACUUACCGGCUAUCGAACCGGUGAAUUAUCUGGACUUUGGUGACAGUGGUACCAGUUUCCGGCCCCAAAAUACCUACUAUUCCUCAUUUGCUCGCAUCACUUUGGAACUAGCAUAUCGAUUACUCAACUCUCCGCGAGUAAUAACCGUAUGUACUUCAGCUGGGUGCAAAACUGAGAGUGGUGGCGGUAGUGGAAAGAAACCAGGCUCAAGCGCGAUUGCAUCACAUUUGGCCGAAACUGGUCAUGUCAUGGACAAGGAACAAGCUUUCACCAUCAUAUGCCGGGUACCUCUGAACGGACCACGACUGGUAAGAUCCAGACUACUAUCGAUCGCAGAGGCGAUUGGAAUCCGACUGCUGGAUCCGCAACUUUGCAUCCAAAAGAAACUUGUGCGACCUCUGAACUUGAACUGGCCUACGAAACAUCCGGUCCCACAGGGUAGCGAAGCAUUGAAGGCGGUAGAUUUGAUGCACGAGCACCACCGACUGCGCGAUGGGGCCAUUUCUGCCAGUGUCGCUACCGUUGAUCUCCCCGGUUUGAAGCCCACUGACAAUCCUAUAUAUACGCAUCAAUUAUAUCAGCUACCGUCUGCAAUGCGCAGCUACCUGCAGGAUCUCCUCAAAUCACCGAUGAACGAAACUGCGGCAACUGUACCACAA